AAAGGAAGCACUACAUAGUUAAAGAACAACAUUCAACGGGUGCAGAUGAACAACGAGCAAUAGUAAUAAUAAUAAAAAAAAUGAUCAAAAAAUGUUAUAAAAAAGUGUUAAGCAAGUGUUUAGUGAGAAUUUGUAAUUAAAUUAAAAGAAAUCUUUUAAUGAAUGGAACUCAUAGGUCUUAGUGACAAUUUGUGAUUUUAAGCAAUUCUAUUUAGUGUUUAAAUAGUGAAAUAAUAAAACAAUGAACUGUAAAAAAUUUUUUACUCGGUAUGGACAAUUCAUUGCAAUUUUCUUUGGAAUUUCCUCAAUAAUUGCCGGAAUUUUGUUUAUGUUGUUUUUCCCGUCUAUGUUUGACAAAAUAUUUUUCAAGCAAUUAGCACUACAGGAAGGGUCAAAAAGUUAUGAAUACUGGACAUCACCACCACAACCUCUCUAUUUAGAUGUAUACUUAUGGAAUUGGACAAAUCCAGAAGAAUUUACAAAUAAAUCAAUAAAUCCACACUUUGAGGAAGUUGGACCGUUUAGAUUUCAAGAGAUUCCAAAAAAGGUCGACGUGAAAUUUCAUAAUAACAAUUCCACCGUUAGUUAUCGGAAAUCAAGUCAGUAUUUCUUCAUUCCAGAACAAAGUAAAGGUCGAAUGAACGAUGUCAUAACAUCUAUUAAUGUCAUAGCUCUCUCUGCUGCAUCACGUGCAAAAUACUGGGGAUUUCUUGGGACACGAGCAAUGACAUUUGGUUUUAAAUUAUAUAAUGCAAGUUAUUAUGUCACCAAAAGUGCCGGCGAGUGGCUGUUUGAUGGAUUUGAAGACCCAAUGAUUGAUAGUGCCAAAAACAAUCCAUUCAUUACGAACAUUCCAAUGAUGUUUGACAAAUUUGGGUGGUUCUAUAAGAAAAAUAACACAGACAUAAUGUUGGGAGAUUUCAACGUGGAUACAGGUGUUGAGGACAUUAGUAAAAUUGGAAAUAUUCGAUUAUGGAAUCAUGAGUCACAGACAGAAUUUUAUGAAGGUCGAUGCGGCAAGUUGACUGGUUCGGGUGGUGACUUUUUCACUCCAAACAUCACAAAAAAUGAUGUCUUAGAACUUUUUUCACCUGAAAUGUGCAGAAGCAUUCCGAUGGAUUUCGAGGAAGAGGUCACAAUUCACGGAAUAAAAACAUUAAAAUUCAGUGGAGGCGAUCGUGCUGUUGAUAACGGAACUUUGUUCCCUGAAAAUGAGUGUUUCUGUUCUGGUGAAUGUGUACCGCGAGGACUGUUUAAUGUGUCAUCUUGUCGAUAUGGAACUCCAGUUUUUAUGAGUUUCCCACACUUUUAUUAUGCUGAUGAGUUUUAUCACCGUCAAGUUGAUGGAAUGUCGCCCGAUAAAGAAAAGCAUAAGUUCUUCAUGGCAUUUGAACCUAAAUCAGCAAUACCACUUCAGGUUGCUGCUCGGUUUCAAAUAAAUCUCCUUAUCGAACCAAUUCCAUCAAUAGGAUUGUAUCGGGACGUACAGAAGAAGUUCAUGCCGAUUCUGUGGUUCGAACAACAUGUCAAAAUGAGUAAAAGUAUCGCGGAUGAAAUUAAACUUGUUCUUAGAAUGCCACAAAUAGGACAAGCGAUAGGAGCUAUACAAUGCAUCAUUGGUUUUAUUAUUUUAAUGGCAGUUCCAAUAGUAAAGCUGAGCACUUAUAGACGGAAAAGAAAAAUAAAGGAUUUUGAUAUAAAUGGCAACGUACUGCUGGCUGUUAAUAAAUUAAAUGAAAAUUUGUUAUUGCCUGCAGAUAACAAGAGCAGAGAACUGCAGAGAACGAUACCCGAGACUAAAAUAUUACUUAACAAGAAGUAACUCAUAUUUUGUGAAUGCUUGUGAGAU
Chironomus riparius is the source of this 1849-nucleotide messenger RNA. The record is from the annotation of a GenBank genome assembly. NCBI's taxonomy places the organism in Eukaryota, Metazoa, Arthropoda, Insecta, Diptera, Chironomidae.